Molecule: messenger RNA, 372 nt
Organism: Arachis duranensis
Lineage: Eukaryota; Viridiplantae; Streptophyta; Magnoliopsida; Fabales; Fabaceae
Product: FK506-binding protein 3-like
Exons: 1
Coding region: 1-372 (123 amino acids)
Source: RefSeq, a predicted model, not a curated record
AUGGCUACCAUAGCCGAAGCGGUGAACCGCUUGGUUCUACUUCGCUCAUCCGAUCAAGGCACUCCUCUUGAACAAUGUGAAGAAUCUACUAAUGAGUAUAGUGAAGAGGAGAACAUGGAGCCACAAGGGAAAGAAGAAGGAUUAGAGCAUGACAUACAACAAGAGGAAGAAAAGGAAGUAUGUGAACCGGAGGAGAAUAAGGAGGAAUUGGGGGAGAUUGAUCAAGAUGAGGAUUCCAUCAUUGAUGAUUUUUUGUCCUCCUUGGUCAAUCCCCUUAAUGAUCCUAAUGAGCCUCUUCCCAUUGAGUUUGAGAGAGAUAUGGAGGUAGACUUCUCACAACCUCCAUGUUAUGACUUGAGUGAUGGGGAAUAG